AUGUGGGCGAAGCUCAACCAAUCUAUGCUAGAGGGUAAUGAGGAGGGAGGAGAGGGCUUCUUGGAUGAAGAAUCUGACGGCUUUUGUGCUCUCUCUGCUACUCAGAGAAUGUACGGGUUUGCAGCUUGUUUGUUGGCUGGUCUGGUUUGUAUGUUCCUGUCAUUGAUUGUCUUUGCCAAACCCAUCAAAUUUGCCGUUUUGUUCACCUUUGGCAAUUUGUUGGCAGUUGGAAGCACAGCCUUCCUCUUUGGCCCUGGACAACAAAUGAGAAUGAUGUUUGAUUCUGUCCGAGUGUAUGCAACAGCUAUUUACCUUGGAUGUGUUGUUAUAGCACUCAUCUGUGCUCUCUGGAUCCAUAGCAAGAUUUUAACAAUAAUUGCAAUCAUAUGUGAGGUCUGCGCCCUUAUUUGGUACAGUUUGAGCUACAUUCCUUUUGCUCGAAGAAUUGUUUCGAAUUUGAUGAUUCGUUUAUUCGACACUGAGCUUUAG
Messenger RNA from Prunus armeniaca (apricot), 489 nucleotides. Lineage: Eukaryota; Viridiplantae; Streptophyta; Magnoliopsida; Rosales; Rosaceae. The record is from the annotation of a GenBank genome assembly.